This is a messenger RNA of Dimorphilus gyrociliatus, 1489 nucleotides long. NCBI's taxonomy places the organism in Eukaryota, Metazoa, Annelida, Polychaeta, Dinophilidae. The record is from the annotation of a GenBank genome assembly.
CAUGGCACCGCCUGAGAUCACUGCUCAAUCUGCAAGCGAUCAGGAAGACUCAGUCUGUAGCGGAGCGUCUAGCGGUCGAGCGGCACCAGCAGCGAGUAAUCAAUUGUUAGCUCCUCCACCCAGAACGUCAAGCCUGUCCUCCUCUACCGCGUCACCUCAUGUGCCUAUAAAGCAACGAAGACCUCGCGCUCCUCCAACACUCAACUUAACUCUAGAUCUUUCGGUAACUGAUGCACUCGUCAAUCCUUUUGUGAGUACUCCCGGGAGGCCGGAUAGUCCUACUACAAAGAUCAAUCCUACAACCAGAGUGGCCAUUCCUUCCCCUAGACGUCUUUCAACCUUGUCUCAAAUGCGCCAAAACCUACAAGAGUCAAAUUAUCAGAAACCUACCAGGCCUUCAUCCUUGCCCUGGAAAGGACUGACUGAUAAGUCAAAACCGGCAAAAUUUCACUAUGGAGUCUAUGGCAAUUAUACUAAUUAUUAUUAUGUUGAUCCUACCGGGUAUCGGAUAGCACCCAAAGCAACUCCAGAGAAGACACCGUCCUCUCUAGCGUCAUCCUCUUCAACGUCUUGUCCAGAAGUUGAAAUACUCAGGAAGACAUCCGUUGUUAAGUUCGCUGACGAUGUAAAAAUUUUACACGGGGAUAAUGUUCGAGAAACCACUUCUGACGUAACCCUUUCUACUCGUAUUAUCCCUGUAACGACAGCGUUAACUAAAAGUCUAUCCGAACCACCAUUAGCCGAACUAAGGAAUGACUGUUCACUCCCCUUAACACAGUCCUUCGCUACAACGUCAGAAGAGAGCGGCACCGAAGGAAAUUUAUGCCGUUUUAGUCAUACUGGUGCUCAUGCUCUGGACGUGUUUGUAUCGCCAGAUGAACCUCUAAGUCCAACUGGCCCACUUUGGCGUCCUGUAGCAGCAGGUCUAAGUCCCACUCUCUUACCUGAUACGAGUAUAGUCCGAGACUAUUCUGACGAUGAAGAAGUAGAUAACCUUUUGAGUAACCGUCCUUGCAAGAACAAAGUUAGACGUCGUUUGAAAACGAAUGAUAGCGACACAUUAGACAGUGAGAAACCUAUGGCGAAUGUUAGUUCGGCUAAAGUUCACCCUCUUGCUUUAUUUGGCAAAUUACCAGUCUUAGCUCUUCUUCCUGGUACAACAACUGGCUCUGGACAGUCCAGUGAUGAAGGAAGAGCAUCGCCUAAACUAAUACAUGGACAAAAAUCAAGAAGAAAGACGGGUCGCUGGCGACACGGUAUCGCACAGUUGCUCAAACGGCACAUGCAUGCAGCGACGCCUUCUAUUUCCAAUGACAUACGAAAUAAACAGUCGAAUGGCGAUUCACUUAGCGUUCAACCACCAUCACCACCAUCAUCUUGUCCGUCGCCUGUGCUUUUAACGCCUUGUUCGUCACCGACUGGACGUUUGGCCGGACCGAGUAGACGAUCCGAUUUGUCAUCGGACGACGGAGGACAAGCUGCGUGCUAA